Dentiscutata erythropus is the source of this 1956-nucleotide messenger RNA. NCBI's taxonomy places the organism in Eukaryota, Fungi, Glomeromycota, Glomeromycetes, Diversisporales, Gigasporaceae. The record is from the annotation of a GenBank genome assembly.
AUGUGGGCUCUAUCACAAAGAAGUAUGAGCAUAGAUGAAGAAUCACAAGAUCCAUUAAUAUUUGGUAAAAAUUCUUUAGUGAAUCUAGAUACAAUUGUAAAAGAGAACUCUGAAUCUGGCAUACCUUACUCUACUACAAGUAAUUUACUAUCUAAGCAUAUUGGUGAACCAACAGAUAAAAUAUUAAGUAAGAAACAAAAGCAAACUAAAAAAGAAUUGCAUAUAUUAAAAGAUUUUAUAAAAGCUACCUGUUCUCCACCAUAUAUAAAAGAAUUAUCUACCAAACCCAAAGUUCUACAAGAUCCUGUAACUAGAAAAGAAAAUGCUGUUUAUUUUAAUGAUUUGUACAAUAAUAUAAUCUAUACAGAAACUCAAAAUGAAAUUAUAAAUCAGGAAGUUAUAACCAGCUAUUAUCUUCUUGGUAAAGCACUUGAGAAUAGAUCUUUGUCAGCUACUAAACGACAUUUUUCUGACCUGAAUAACUAUGAAGAAGAACAACAAGAAAACGUAAAGAAGAUUCGGAGCUAUCCUGGCCUGUCAUUUUUUGCACUUCUUAAUAAUCUUAUUGAUCAUCAUGUUAAGGACAAGCAGUUACUUAUUUACUGUCCUCCAGAAUGCGUUGGCCCUCUGGUACAAAUUUACUACAACGUUUUUAGCCAGUUCCUGCAUGAUUACCUUAAUGAAGACCUAGGAAUGGGGAGAGAGUACUAUCAAUGGGCCCUUGAGUUCAUUUAUAAAAUGGCUGAAAUAUACACCAGUGAAUCUGAUCAUUUAAUAGAGUUUAAUGAAAAAAUUCGUGAAUUAUUUGGUGAAGAACUAAGAACAAUUCAUUUAGAAGAUAAUUCUUCAAAUGAUGAAGUAUUGGAAUGUAACGUUUUUUCAAAAAGUAUUUUACGCUUUUUUGUUGAGAUGAAAAAUGAAAUUGGCACUGGUAGUUGUAAUUCUACUGUCCAGGCUGGAGCUUCUUUUGCAAAAUAUUAUACCCAAAAGACAUAUGGAGAGAAGCCUAUCAUAGAUCCGUUGAUGGACUUUAUACCUCUCAUUCCUACAAACAAUCGAGCUCACGCAGAGCGAGUGGCACGACUUUUCAAAGCCUUACAUUUGGGUGUCAAUAGAUUAAAAGAGUAUUAUUUAUCACUAGAUAAGCCUAUAAGUCAACCAAAUUUACAGCGAUUUUUUCCCUAUCCGAAUCAGUACGAGCAUCAAGGUAUAACUGUAAAGUUUACAUAUGAAGCAAAACUUUUAGAUCACAAGCUUCUUUGGAAAGCUAUAACAAAAGACGGGCAGAAAAUUAUUGUAAAAUUCGCGUGGCAAUAUAAUCAGAGAGCACAUGAACUAUGUAGUAAAAUUGGAAAGGUGCCCAAACUACUCUACAUUAACAAAGAGAUGGUGGAUGGUUUUUAUAUGAUAGUAAUGGAUUAUGUUGAGGCUACGCCACUUUAUAACUGCAAUUCACUUAGUUAUGAUGAAUAUAAAACGAUUUUAGAGAAUAUCAAAGAAGCUAUCGACAUAUUGUAUAAGGAAAAUAUCAUGUUUGCUGACCUCUGCGAUUCCAAUAUUUUUGUUAACAAAUCUCAAGAUUUCGAUUGGGCCAGCCAAGAAGAAAUCGAAUGCUAUCCAUAUUUUAUGAAUCAUAAGCAUAUUAAUUGGCCACCAGGGGCUGAAGAUAGAAAGAAGCUGAGUCGUAAACACGAUGUUUAUUGGUUGGAGCUGUUGAAAUCUAAAUACUUGGAACAGAGUUCAGCAGUGGAUAGGAUGGCGUUGUCAUUUGGCCAGACACAAAAUGAAGAAGAAGCAAUGCCAGUGGGGAUGGUACCAACUGUUGAUGAAAUGGUUGAUUUCUUGGAUAAGGCGUAUAAGAAAAACAUUAGCAAUGAGAUUAGAGAGAGGAGGUGGAGAAAAAAGCUAUUACAGACUAACAAUACUUUCACUUCUCAAAUUGAAGACUUAUCUUAA